Molecule: messenger RNA, 2489 nt
Organism: Tuber melanosporum (Perigord truffle)
Lineage: Eukaryota; Fungi; Ascomycota; Pezizomycetes; Pezizales; Tuberaceae
Exons: 5
Coding region: 79-2307 (742 amino acids)
Biological process (GO): mRNA splicing, via spliceosome
Cellular component (GO): Prp19 complex; spliceosomal complex
Source: RefSeq, a predicted model, not a curated record
CCACCUGCCUCAGCGUAACCGCCAAACCACCAGACACAGUACCCUAGCAAGUUCUAAAGCUCGUCCACCCUUUCCACCAUGCCGGUCGUAAAGGGCGGUGUCUGGACCAACGUCGAGGACGAAAUUCUUAAAGCUUCGGUUUCUAAGUACGGACUCAACCAGUGGCAACGCGUCUCUUCGCUCCUUGCCCGAAAAUCGGCGAAACAAUGCAAAGCUCGUUGGGCGGAAUGGCUGGACCCCAGUAUUAGAAAAGUUGAAUGGUCUCGCGAUGAAGAUGAAAAACUCCUUCAUUUGGCCAAGUUAAUGCCCACACAGUGGAGGACAAUUGCGCCCAUUGUUGGAAGAACCGCCACGCAGUGCCUAGAUCGAUACCAGAAGCUCCUCGAUGAGGCCGAAGCUCGAGAGACCGCUAGGCCUGAUGCGGUUGACAUGGAUGAGGAUGAAAAGGAGAUGCUAAGCGAAGCUCGUGCCCGUCUCGCGAAUACUCAAGGAAAGAAGGCUAAGCGCAAGGCUCGUGAACGGCAACUCGAAGACUCUAGGCGAUUAGCCGUACUUCAGAAACGCCGGGAACUCAAACAUGCGGGUAUCAAUAUUAAAUUAACCAACCGGCGCAGAGGCGAAAUGGAUUAUAACGCGGAUAUUCCAUUUGAGAAGAAACCAGCAUUGGGAUUUUACGAUAUUAGUGAGGAAGAGGCUCGGAAUGAGAGGCAGCGUGCCAACAUCGAUCCCCGGAAGGCUUUGUCCCAUACCAAGCGGAAAGGAGAUCAAGACGAGGAUCUAGAUAGAAAGAGGAGAAAAGGUGGGGAUAAAGACAAGAACGGUGCUGCUGCUGCUUUCGCAUCCGCAGCAAAGGCUGGACAAUUACAAAAGAUUCGACAAGCCGAGCAAUUGAGUAAGAGAAGGCAACUUGUCCUUCCUUCGCCACAAGUUGGGGAGACAGAAUUGGAGGAAAUUGUUAAAAUGGGUUUGAUGGGUGAAGAUGCGAAUAAAAUUGCUGGAGCCAGCGAUAACGAGUCGACUAAAGGGCUGGUUGGCAGCUAUACUAAUAUUAAUACUGGCGCACCUAUUCGCACUCCGAGGGCUCCCCCGACCGAAGACCGUGUAGCGAACGAAAUCAAAAAUAUCCGUGCGCUUACUGAAACCCAGUCUUCACUUCUUGGAGGGGAGAAUACCCCAUUGCAUGAAUCGGGUACCACUGGUUUUGACGGCAUUGCCCCCCGGAAGAUGACCGUGUCAACACCGAAUCCUUUAGCGACACCAUUCCGUGCUGGUGGGGUCGUAGACGCUACACCUGGUGCUACCCCAGGUAGACCUGGACAAACACCUUUAAGGACUCCAAGAGAUUCUUUAGCAAUCAAUCAGAAUGGGGCAUAUGCCGGUUCUCUUGUUUCCAUGACUCCUAGGGACCAAAAGCUGCAACAGAACUCGAUCAAGCAGCAGUUGAGAUCUGGUUUUGCGUCGCUCCCUAAGCCUAAGGAGAUAGAAUUAGAAGAACCAGAGGAGCCAGAAGAAGAUACGGACACCCCGGCGGGGUCACAACCCGUAGAGGACAGAGAAGAAAUAGACCGCCGGAACCGUGAACGCGCUGAGGCUGAGGCUACGGCAGAACUGAAACGCAGAACACAGGUCAUACAGAAGUCACUCCCGCGCCCAAGGAUUGUUGACAUCGGAGCACUUCUAGAGGCCGGGAUGUCAAACGAACGGAAUUCUAUACAAAAAAUGAUUUCCCAAGAAAUGGCCACCCUGAUUGGGACAGAUGCCCUACGAUACCCAGUUAAGGGCGGAAAGGUCACAGGCGCUCCAAAACCCCUCGAGAAAUUGGAUGAUGAUCUCCUCGAGAAGGCGAGAAUGGAGAUUGUUUUGGAGUUGUCGCCGGAAAUUGUCGAGCGGGCUAAACCGGGGGUUGAGGGUGCUUGGCUGAGGAUUCAUUCAUCUCCUAAUCUUCCAGGACUCGAAGAUUACCGAGCAGGUGACGAAGACAACCAGAUUAAAACCUAUGACUUCAUCCAAGAAAAGCUCACCAAAGAUGCCACUCAGGGCAACAAACUAGAGAAGAAACUCAGCCUCCACCUCGGCGGCUACCAAGCCCGUUCCAAAAUGUUGUGCCAAAAGUUAAUCGAAGCAUCUGAAGCAAUCGCGGAAACAAGAAGGGACCUGGAGGGCUUCAGAACCCUGAAAAUUAGCGAAGCAGCCGCCCUCCCGAAAAGGCUUGAAGGGCUUAGGAAGGAAGUUGCCUUCUUGGACAAGAGGGAAAGGGAAGCCCAAGAAGUCUAUAGAACUAGAAAAGAAGAGUUGGAGAGUCUGUAAAAUGUUUUUCGUUUUCCAUUGCCAUAUUUAGCUUGCGAGAUAUCUCAUUUCUUUUGUUUGGGAUGUACUAAAAGUGGGAAGGUUUCGAUUCAAAGUGUAUCAUUAGUGAGGUACUCAGGCGAGCUAAUUGGGGAGAAGAGAGAGCAUGUGAAAUGCUGAAUUGAAUGCAAGAUGAAACCCUG